AUGGCUUUUGGUUUGGCUAUUGCUUUUGUAGUGAUUGGGAUAUGCAUUUUGUGUCUUUUGGUAGCGAUCGUUGCGGCUAAUGCAUCCAGCAAACAAGAAGAUAAACAUGGUGAUGAGGAGACAGCAGAAGAUCAAACUCAAAGCAAUCAAGAUAUGGGAAAGCAGAAAAGAAACAAAGUUGUUAAUUUCAUGGUUCUUGGUGAAUGUAGUUUCUCCACCGGCACCGUCUUGUCUCCACGGCCACCACCGGCACCACCUCGUCUCCUCGGCCACCACCGUCAACACCUCUUCUCCUCGUGCAUAACAAGUUGCAUAAUGCCUAUCGAUAAAAGCUGGAUUGAUUCCCCACUUCAAUCACCUCACUACCAGGAAGGACUCAAGUCUUUUAUCGCGAUGUGUGAAAGAGUGCUCCCCAGCCAUAAUGAAGUUAGAUGUCCGUGUUCCAAAUGUAAAUGUUCCGGCUUAACAACCAUCACAAAAAUGAAACUCCAUUUGGGGCGUAUGGUUUUUUGGAAAGAUUACAUAAAGUGGGACUAUCACGGCGAAAAAUCUCGGCCUGCAGUUGUAGAAGUAGAUAAUGUUGUGCCACAGGAGGGUAUGGAAAACGUUAUUGAAGACAUUAGGGGGGAGCGCAUGGAAGAAGAUACAGACCGUAACCUGGAGAUGUCGGGUGGAGAAUCUAACGGUGUUGAUGACGAUUUUGAAGACAUAAUAAAGGAUGUUGAAUCUGAAUUAUAUCCUGGUUGUACUGAGUUUUCUUCACUUGACUUCUUAGCAAAGCUUAUGAAUCUAAAGGAGACGUCCCAUUGGACUAAUACUUCAUUUGAUGGUCUACUAAAGUUGUUUCAAGAAUCAAUGCCAAUAGGCAACAAGAUUCCCCCUACGCAUUAUGUAGUUAAGAAGAAAGUUAAGAAGAUUGGUUUGGAUUAUGAGAUGAUAGACGCGUGCGUAAAUGAUUGUGCUCUCUUCUGGAAAGAACACGAGUCGUUGAAAAAUUGUCCCGUUUGUUUGUAAUGAGAGUCGUUGGGUCGAUAAAGACACAAAAGGCACGAAGGUAGCUCGCAAGGUGUUACGAUACUUGAGUAUUGGUCUUCUUUGCAGCUGAAGCACAACUUAGAUGUAAUGCAUAUCGAGAAAAAUGUGUGCGACAGCUUGCUUGGUACUCUCUUAAUGAAUGAGAAGACCAAAGACACACCAAACGCACGAAACGACUUGCAAAAACUAAAUAUCCGGCCGACACAGUGGUUGAAACAAUCGGGUAGCAAGUUCUUAAGCCCCCACCCAAAGUACUCAUUCAAGUCCGAUGAUCGAAAGCUUUUCUGUGAAUUUAUAAAAACUACCAGAUGGGUUUGGAUCUAAUAUCAGCAAGAGGGUGACAGAUAACAAUUCUAACAUUACUGGGUUGAAAUCUCAUGACUGUCAUAUUCUCAUGCAACGUUUGAUACCGAUUGGGGUUAGAGGGCUUUUGACAAAAGAUACAUCUACACCAAUGGUAGACCUUUGUAUGUUUUUUAAGCAACUUUGUUCCAGAACACUAUCGGUUGAAGAUAUGAGGAAAGCAAAGGAUGACAUUCUUACCAUCCUAUGCAAGUUAGAGAUG
Messenger RNA from Helianthus annuus (common sunflower), 1600 nucleotides. RefSeq lists its product as uncharacterized. The record is from RefSeq and is a predicted model, not a curated record. NCBI's taxonomy places the organism in Eukaryota, Viridiplantae, Streptophyta, Magnoliopsida, Asterales, Asteraceae. The transcript is spliced from 3 exons. Bases 1 to 1014 code for a protein of 337 amino acids.